Messenger RNA from Orbicella faveolata, 1179 nucleotides. Its product is annotated as transmembrane protein 101-like. Gene Ontology annotation, biological process: positive regulation of canonical NF-kappaB signal transduction. The record is from RefSeq and is a predicted model, not a curated record. NCBI's taxonomy places the organism in Eukaryota, Metazoa, Cnidaria, Anthozoa, Scleractinia, Merulinidae.
AAUUGCAGGCGCAUGUAUCGACCCCCAUCUGCUGAUCUGCUAUCUUCCACGGCUCUUGUCAUUGCUAUUGACUUUCUCACUUUAUUCCUGGACUAUGGCUGGAUUAGAGAGAACACUUCGUGUACUAGACGCUCUAGGCCUCUUUAUCGUCACUCGAUUUCCAUUUAUAGAGUUAUUUACACUUCUAAUGUCCACUGGAGAGAAAGCCGAGCGCAUGCCGGGGGCGCGGAUAUUCACAUUCAGAGACACAUUACGGCGCGAGUAUGUUCUUGUGUACGCCAAUGCGGCAGUGUUUUUCGUUUGUGGGACGGGUAUGACACUGGAUUUCAAAAGGAGAAAAUGUGGCUUCGCUGCAGCUUUACAUGCAGUAGUUUACACUGCGACCGCUCUCUUUCAACACAAAAGUCCUUCGGAAUACUUGAUUGUCAGGAUGUCUGCUAGAACUGCCGCAGUGUGUGCUGGUUACCUCUUUGUUGCUGGAGGACUCACUGACAGUCAGCGAGGCCAGCAAAAGGUAUUCCAAGCUCUUCAAGUGGGUCGUCAAAUUCUUGCCUUUUAUCUCUUCUGCAAUGCCUACAUGGUAUGGGCGAGUGAAGAGGACCGCCUUGCUCAUUAUAAGAACAUCCCUGGUGGUCAGCUGAUGCUUAUAGCUGUUAUUGCUCUGUAUGUGAUCCCAGCACUCUUCAUCUAUGGUGGAUACGAAGCAGGCUACUUUGGCCGCAUUGCUGUUUGGCAGUUGGUUGUCAUCUCGGCUUUAGUGGAUUUUAACACAAAGUACUGGUAUAGAAGUUCUAGUCAUAUGGAGUUUUGGUCUCAAAUCCAACAUGCUUCUAGGAAUAUUGCUGUAAUAGGAGCACUUCUUCUAUUAAGCAGAGUAAGGAAUUGGUGAAUUUAGUUAUUGACACUUUAACAUACUGGCUAAGUGGAGCAAGUGGGGGAACAAGGCUGAAUACAUACUAGGGAGUUGACAUGCAGUCAGCCUACAGAUAACCUACAAGUUGAGAAUUAUUUAUUUUCUUUUGUGGAUUUAAAAGUAAAUGGCAAGAAGCAAGAAAUACGACACUUUCUAGAAACUGACCUUCAAAUGGACAUGGAUCUCUUACAGCUACAGAUUUUGAUGAGACAUAAUCUUAGCAGUGUGUAUGUUUGAUCUGUUUAUUUUCAUUCACAGUCCAAGAA